UUUAGACAACCCAAACGCACCACAAUCAUUUCCCGCCAAACACCCCACGUUUCUAAGCCCUCAGUCUCCUUUUCCCGCCAUAUCCUUCGUUCUUCGCUCUCUCAGUCUCAGACCUUUCUUCUCUGCCUCUCCAAAAUUCUCGAUCCCAAGCAGCGGCUGCCAUUACAGCUUAGAGUCACUGAUCUGAAACAAUGGCGAGGGAAGAGGUUGAAGCUGAAGUGGACAAAAUGGAGAUUGAUAGAGUCGAACAAAGGGAAGGGAAUGCGGUUCCUGAGGGAUUCAAUGCUAAUUAUCUCAAAGUUUAUUACGGGAAGCUAUUUCCACACGUUGAUAUGUUCAAAUGGAUGUCAUACGGAAAUGAUGGAAAGCAUCUUGGGUGUGACCACUCCUAUUUUGGGCGAAGGGAAUUUUCUUUCACUCUGGAUAAUGAUAUUUAUUUGCGGUUCCAGUCAUUCAACAGUGUGUCAGAACUCGAGAGCUCUAUCAAAGAAAAAUGUCCAGUUAAAAUAGACAUUGGGCCUGUUUACAGCGUAGAUCCUGCAAAGAGACGUGCAUAUGCACAAACUGGUGAUAAUGUUUUCACUCCCGUGGAAAGGGAGCUUGUUUUUGACAUAGAUAUUACAGAUUAUGAUGAUGUUAGAUACUGCUGCUCAGGGGCUGAUGUUUGCUUGGACUGCUGGCCACUGAUGACAAUUGCUAUCAAAGUUAUUGAUACUGCUCUCAGAGAUGACUUUGGUUUUAACCACAUUCUUUGGGUAUAUAGUGGACGACGUGGUGUUCAUUGCUGGGUUUGUGAUGAGAAAGCAAGAAGGUUGACCAAUGAACAGAGGGCAGCUGUUGCCGACUAUUUCCGUGUCUACAAGGGAAAUGAGAAUAGUCAUAAAAAGGUAUCAUUAAUUGGUCCAGCUCUUCAUCCAUUCCUUGUGAGGUCGUAUAAUGAGGUUCUUAGGAACUUUUUUGAGACAAAACUGCUCUCAGUUCAAAAUUUAUUUUCAUCUGAGGAGAGAUAUGAAAAGAUCUUGGAUAUGAUUCCGGAUGAAUCUGUUACUUCUGAGCUUCGUGGGAAGUGGCAGGAGAAUAGGCGCUCUUCUAAUUCAAAUGACAUUAACAUUACUCGAUGGGAGCAGCUGAAACAUCUGCUGCAAUCAGGAAACAAGAAGGCACAAGGAUUGCGUAGAUGCGUUGAAGAGAUUGUUUUUUCUUAUACCUACCCUCGACUUGAUAUGGAGGUUUCUAAACACAUGAAUCAUUUGCUUAAAGCUCCCUUCUGUGUACAUCCAAAAACAGGCCGUGUUUGUGUUCCAAUUGAUCCAAGCCAAUGUGAGGAAUUUGAUCCUACCACAGUACCAACUCUUUCCCAGCUUUUGGAAGAACUCAACAUUGGAGGGAUGAAAGCAGAUGCUGAUAACGAUUGGGAUAGGACUUCGCUUGGAAAAUCAAUCAGGUUUUUCAGAACUUCAUUCCUCCAGCCUCUACUAAAAUCCUGCAAGGAGGAUAUUGAAAAUUCAUACAGCGCAAAACUUCAGCAUUCAAAGAACUCGAUUAGUUGGUAGCACAUUCAUAAUUAUUUUAACAUGAUGCUUUCUGUUUAUCGGAGGCCGGUGGUGCUUUUGUUGUAAUUUUAUUUCAAGAAACUUGUCUUUCAGUGACUGAUUGUUGUAUAUCCCCCACACCAGUCUUUCCAAUGCAGUGUAACGGCAAAUUGACUUGAUUGUUAAACUGUGGUAUCCUGCCUUAGAGAUUUAAUGGCUUAAAAUUAUGCUUAAACAGCACAUGUGUAAUCUUGAGUGUUUUCUUUAUAUUCGGAUUCUUGCGAGACCAA
Humulus lupulus (European hop) is the source of this 1822-nucleotide messenger RNA. RefSeq lists its product as uncharacterized. Lineage: Eukaryota; Viridiplantae; Streptophyta; Magnoliopsida; Rosales; Cannabaceae. The record is from RefSeq and is a predicted model, not a curated record. The transcript has 17 exons. Gene Ontology annotation, biological process: DNA replication, synthesis of primer. Bases 192 to 1553 code for a protein of 453 amino acids. Gene Ontology annotation, cellular component: alpha DNA polymerase:primase complex.